Olea europaea var. sylvestris is the source of this 428-nucleotide messenger RNA. RefSeq names its product splicing factor 3B subunit 2-like. The transcript is spliced from 4 exons. Gene Ontology annotation, biological process: mRNA splicing, via spliceosome. Gene Ontology annotation, cellular component: U2 snRNP; catalytic step 2 spliceosome; U2-type spliceosomal complex. Bases 86 to 373 code for a protein of 95 amino acids. Lineage: Eukaryota; Viridiplantae; Streptophyta; Magnoliopsida; Lamiales; Oleaceae. The record is from RefSeq and is a predicted model, not a curated record.
CGACUCAGAUUCAGAAGAGGAGGAGCAGGAUACACAACAAAAAGAGAAAGGAGUCUCUAAUAAAAAGAAAAAGCUCCAACGUCGAAUGAAGAUUGCUGAACUGAAACAGAUUUGUUCAAAGCCUGAUGUAGUUGAGGUAUGGGAUGCCACUUCUGCAGACCCUAAGCUAUUAGUGUAUCUCAAAUCAUAUCGCAAUACUGUUGCAGUACCUCGGCACUGGUGUCAGAAAAGGAAAUUUUUGCAGGGAAAGCGUGGUAUUGAGAAACAGCCUUUUCAACUUCCUGAUUUUAUUGCUGCCACAGGAAUUGAGAAAAUUAGACAAGUGAGACCAAAGUUACCCCUUUGUAGUUUUAUCACUAUCAUGCUAAUGUGAUUUAGAAGUUGCCUUCUAUAAUCUAUGUUAAUCACACUGAAGCAUAGUAAUUGCA